CCAUCCAUCUAUCAUGUAUCUUCCUAUCUGGUGAAAGUUUUUCUCACUUUUCUUCCAUUCUUUCUCUUGAUUUCUCUUACUCGCUCCAAGCAAUCAGAGUCAACCCUUGUUAACCGUUUGGUGAGAUGCCUUACAUUCUGCUAUUUCCCUCACUCCUGUUUUUAACUACCUAUUUUGAUCUAUUGCAAUGCCACAAGCCCUGCGCUUGCCUUCUGCGUGUACUGUGGAUCCAUGUGGAAGGUCUAACUUGUGGCUUUCUCCCCAGACCCCGGCUGUGUGAGCGACCUUUCAAGCUGAGCAUGGAGCCCCUGAACAGCACACACCCGAGCGCUGCAGCCUCCAGCAGCCCCCUUGGUUCCCACGAGCCUAGUAACAGCCACGGCAAUGGCAACGAAUACUUCUAUAUUUUGGUCGUUAUGUCCUUCUACGGCGUUUUCUUGAUUGGAAUCAUGCUGGGCUACAUGAAAUCCAAGAGGCGGGAGAAGAAGUCCAGCCUCCUGCUGCUGUACAAAGAUGAGGAGAGGCUGUGGGGGGAAGCCAUGAAGCCGCUUCCUAUGAUAUCCGGCCUGAGGUCAGCCCAGGUACCCAUGAUGCUGAACGUGCUGCAAGAGAGUGUGGCGCCUGCACUGUCCUGCACCCUCUGCUCGAUGGAAGGGGACAGUGUGAGCUCUGAGUCUUCCUCUCCCGAUGUGCACCUCACCAUCCAGGAGGAGGGGGCUGAUGAUGAGCUGGAGGAGACGUCUGAGACACCUCUCAAUGAAAGCAGCGGAGGGUCUUCAGAAAAUAUCCAUCAGAAUUCCUAGCACCCUCGGGCCUCUGGAGGUGGCUCCAUAAGCCACGCUUGACAGAGGAAAG
This is a messenger RNA of Acomys russatus (golden spiny mouse), 855 nucleotides long. It is a transcript of the gene Kcne4, whose product is annotated as potassium voltage-gated channel subfamily E regulatory subunit 4. NCBI's taxonomy places the organism in Eukaryota, Metazoa, Chordata, Mammalia, Rodentia, Muridae. Gene Ontology annotation, biological process: negative regulation of delayed rectifier potassium channel activity; regulation of heart rate by cardiac conduction; membrane repolarization during action potential. Gene Ontology annotation, cellular component: membrane. The record is from RefSeq and is a predicted model, not a curated record. The transcript has a single exon. The coding region runs from base 126 to 803 and encodes 225 amino acids. Gene Ontology annotation, molecular function: delayed rectifier potassium channel activity; potassium channel regulator activity; voltage-gated potassium channel activity involved in ventricular cardiac muscle cell action potential repolarization.